AGUUCUUUCCAACCGCUAUUACCACGAAGAGUGUUCCGACGAAUCGACUUCCGCCAAAGUAUCAAGAGCUUCUCCUCCUUGUUAAUUAUUAUUAGUAAAUUGUUUGCUGUGCUUUUGUUGUUGUCGCGUUGACUUGAUCGUCUCUACUUCUUCAUAACUUGUCCUCCCCCCUUCCUCUUCCCUUUCUUUGCAAAGAAGGAUGUCUUCUGCCGUAGUGAAGCGUCCUACCCCGGCCCUCCCGCGCCGGGGCAACGAGAGCAAGAAGGACAGCAACACGCAGACGGAUGUGCGCCUGAGCAACAUCACCUCUGCCAAGGCCGUGGCGGACUGCGUUCGCACCUCCCUCGGCCCCCGUGGCAUGGACAAGAUGAUUAUUGACCCGAAGGGCGAGACGAUCAUCAGCAACGACGGCGCAACGAUCCUCUCCCGCCUGCAGGUGACGCACCCGUGUGCGAAGAUGCUGGUCGACCUGUCCAAGGCCCAGGAUAUCGAGGCCGGCGAUGGCACCACCUCCGUCGUCGUGCUGUGCGGUGCGCUGCUGCGUGCCGUGGAGGAUCUGCUGAACAAAGGCAUCCACCCCACCCAGAUCUCAGAGAGCUUCAAAGCGUGCGCCAAGAUGGCGGAGAAGGUGAUGGAGGACAUGAGCAUUAAGAUCGACAUCGAGGACCGCGACACGCUGAUCAAGGCAGCCAUUACCUCGCUGAACUCGAAGGUGAUCUCGCAGAACAGCGACCUACUGGCGCCCAUGGCGGUGGAUGCGGUGCGCAAGAUCAUCCGUGCCAACGGGGACGUCGACCUGCGCGAUAUCCGCAUCACCUCCGCGCUGGGCGGCACGAUUGACGAGACGGAGCUGAUCCAGGAAGGCAUGGUGUUCAAGCAGAAGGCCUCGCGCGUCGCCGGCGGACCGGUGCGCAUCCAGGACGCCACGAUCGCCCUCAUUCAGUUUCAGCUCUCCCCGCCGAAGACGGACAUGGAGAGCACCGUGACGAUCACCGACUACACGCAGAUGGACCGCGCUCUGAAGGAGGAGCGGAAGUACCUGCUGGGCCUCUGCAAGGCGAUCAAGGACGCCGGUGUGAAUGUGCUGCUCGUGCAGAAGUCCGUGCUGCGCGACGCCGUGACGGCGCAGUCGCUGGACUUCUUGGCCAAGAUGAAGAUCAUGGUGGUGACGGACAUCGAGCGCAGCGACAUCGACUUCAUCACCAAGACCCUCGGUUGCAUGCCGGUGGCGAACCUGGAGAACCUGACGAAGGACAAGUUCGGCCACGCGAAGUCGGUGGUGGAGGAGGGCACGUCGAGCGGGAAGGUGAUCAAGAUCCUCGGCGUGCAGCCGCCGCCGCCGUCGACGCUGAACCACGAGUUCUUCGGCAAGACGGUCUGCUUCUUUCUGCGCGGCAGCAACACGCUGAUGCUGGAGGAGGCGGAGCGCGCCCUGCACGACUCGCUGUGCGUCAUCCGCUCCAUCGUGAAGAAGCGCGCCAUCAUGCCGGGCGGCGCGGCGGGCGAGAUUGAGGUGUGCAUGCAGUUGGGCAAGUACGCGCGUGAGCGGGCGGAGGGCAUCCAGACCUUCUGCAUGCGCUCCUACGCGGAUGCGUUCGAGAUUAUCCCGUACACGCUGGCCGAGAACGCCGGCUUGCAGCCCAUCUCGAUCGUCACGGAGCUGCGCAACGCCCACGCCUCGGGCAGCGUGAACAGCGGCGUGAAUGUGCGCAAGGGCUGCGUGACGGACAUGGUAGAGGAGAACGUGGUGCAGCCGCUGCUCGUGGGCACCUCGGCUGUCCGCCUUGCCUCGGAGGCCGUCAUGAUGAUCCUGAAGAUCGACGACAUCAUCAUGACCCGCAUUUAA
Messenger RNA from Leptomonas pyrrhocoris, 1846 nucleotides. Its product is annotated as putative T-complex protein 1 delta subunit. Gene Ontology annotation, molecular function: ATP binding; ATP hydrolysis activity; ATP-dependent protein folding chaperone. Gene Ontology annotation, cellular component: chaperonin-containing T-complex. The transcript has a single exon. The coding region runs from base 200 to 1846 and encodes 548 amino acids. The record is from RefSeq and is a predicted model, not a curated record. Gene Ontology annotation, biological process: protein folding. NCBI's taxonomy places the organism in Eukaryota, Euglenozoa, Kinetoplastea, Trypanosomatida, Trypanosomatidae.